This is a messenger RNA of Aethalodelphis obliquidens (Pacific white-sided dolphin), 1554 nucleotides long. RefSeq names its product distal-less homeobox 5 (gene DLX5). The record is from RefSeq and is a predicted model, not a curated record. Gene Ontology annotation, biological process: embryo development; anatomical structure formation involved in morphogenesis; regulation of transcription by RNA polymerase II. Gene Ontology annotation, molecular function: DNA-binding transcription factor activity, RNA polymerase II-specific; RNA polymerase II cis-regulatory region sequence-specific DNA binding. Bases 322 to 1191 code for a protein of 289 amino acids. Lineage: Eukaryota; Metazoa; Chordata; Mammalia; Artiodactyla; Delphinidae. The transcript is spliced from 3 exons.
ACGAGUUAGGGUGUUGCUGCUGCUCCUGAGGCCCUGGCCAAUGGAACCCGAUCCACCCCGCUGUGCGUAAGCGCGCAAUUAAGGAUUUAACCAAGGCUGUGCUGCGCCUCAGCCAGCAGUCAGCCUGCCGGAGACAGAGCCUCCAAGACUCCCAGCCUCCUCCUCGCCGCCGCCGCCGCCGCCUCUCCUCCUCCUCCUCCUCCUCUUCCUCCUCCUCCCUCGCUCCCACAGCCAUGUCUGCUUAGACCAGAGCAGCCCCACGGCCAACUCGGGCAGCCGCCGCCGCAGAGCAGCAAGGACAACCGCCGCCGCCAGCGAGCGAUGACAGGAGUGUUUGACAGAAGGGUCCCCAGCAUCCGAUCCGGCGACUUCCAAGCCCCGUUCCAGACGUCCGCAGCCAUGCACCAUCCGUCUCAGGAAUCGCCAACUUUGCCCGAGUCGUCGGCUACCGAUUCCGACUACUACAGCCCCACGGGGGGAGCCCCGCAUGGCUACUGCUCUCCUACCUCGGCUUCCUACGGCAAAGCGCUCAACCCCUACCAGUACCAGUACCACGGCGUGAACGGCGCCGCCGGCAGCUACCCCGCCAAAGCUUACGCCGACUACAGCUACGCCAGCCCCUACCACCAGUACGGCGGCGCCUACAACCGCGUCCCGAGCGCCACCAGCCAGCCAGAGAAAGAAGUGGCCGAGCCCGAGGUGAGGAUGGUGAACGGCAAACCAAAGAAAGUUCGUAAACCCAGGACUAUUUAUUCCAGCUUUCAGCUGGCCGCGUUACAGAGAAGGUUUCAGAAGACUCAGUACCUCGCCCUGCCCGAACGCGCCGAGCUGGCCGCCUCCCUGGGACUGACGCAAACACAGGUGAAAAUCUGGUUUCAGAACAAAAGAUCCAAGAUCAAGAAGAUCAUGAAAAACGGGGAGAUGCCCCCGGAGCACAGCCCCAGCUCCAGCGACCCUAUGGCGUGUAACUCGCCUCAGUCUCCGGCGGUGUGGGAGCCCCAGGGCUCGUCCCGCUCGCUCAGCCACCACCCUCAUGCCCACCCUCCGACCUCCAACCAGUCCCCCGCGUCCAGCUACCUGGAGAACUCGGCUUCCUGGUACCCGAGCGCGGCCAGCUCAAUCAAUUCCCACCUGCCGCCACCCGGCUCCUUACAGCACCCGCUGGCGCUGGCCUCCGGGACACUCUAUUAGACCGGCCGCUUUCUCUUGCUGUCUUUUUUGGGACUACUGUGUUUUUGCUGUUUUAGAAAAUCAUUUAAAAAAAAAAAAGGAAUUCAUAUGGGGAAGUUUGGAAAACAGAAACAAAAAAGAUUCAUGUGUAAAGCUUUUUUUGCAUGUAAGUUAUUGCAUUUCAAAGGACCCCGUCCCCCCUUUUUUACAGACGAACUUUUUUUUGCGCAACUGUGGACACUAUCAAUAGUGCCUUGAAAUCUAUGACCUCAAAUUUUCAAAAGACUUUUUUCAAUGUUAUUUUAACCAUGUAAAUAAGUGUAGAUAGAAGAAUUAAACUGUAUAUUCUGGAUAAAUAAAAUUAUUUCGACCAUGAAAGCAAAA